This is a messenger RNA of Heterostelium album PN500, 546 nucleotides long. RefSeq names its product ankyrin repeat domain-containing protein. The record is from RefSeq and is a predicted model, not a curated record. Gene Ontology annotation, molecular function: protein binding. The transcript is spliced from 2 exons. Lineage: Eukaryota; Evosea; Eumycetozoa; Acytosteliales; Acytosteliaceae. The coding region runs from base 1 to 546 and encodes 181 amino acids.
AUGGGAGGAUAUACUAAAGAAACCGAGACACAUGGCCUAUCAUGGUUAUCUAGAUCUGCUAAUGAAGGUUCCACUACUGGAUUUACAGGUUCCGACUGGGGAUCAGCUGCAACCCAGAAAGCGAUAAACUCUGCGGCAGCCAACGGACAUCUCAGUGUCGUAAAAUUCCUAAUUAGUAACCGAACCGAAGGAUUUUCAUCACAGGCGAUUGAUAGCGCCGCAUCCAACGGUUAUUUGGAGAUCGUCAAGUAUCUCAAUGGUCUUCCCGAUAGCAGUUGUACAAAGAGCGCAGUCGACCAGGCUAUAAUGAACAAACACACCGACAUUGCGAAAUAUCUCUUGGAGAACAGAACUGAGGGUUGUUCAAACGUUGCAAUUCUCAAUGCUAUUUUCAACAAUGAUAUCGAAGCCCUAGAUGUAUUAUACUCAUCACCACUCUCUCGAAAAGAGAUAGCCAUUCAAGACUCUAUUGCCUUGUCGUCAGUCUAUGGACAUGAUCUACUACGUGAUUACUUAGUUACAAAAUCAGUUACACCAUCCCAAUAA